Amyelois transitella is the source of this 9283-nucleotide messenger RNA. RefSeq lists its product as uncharacterized. Bases 401 to 7342 code for a protein of 2313 amino acids. The record is from RefSeq and is a predicted model, not a curated record. Gene Ontology annotation, molecular function: ATP hydrolysis activity; ATP binding; ATP-dependent chromatin remodeler activity. The transcript has 22 exons. Gene Ontology annotation, cellular component: nucleus. NCBI's taxonomy places the organism in Eukaryota, Metazoa, Arthropoda, Insecta, Lepidoptera, Pyralidae.
UCUAUAGAUAAAUAGGCUAUUUAUUGCGGAAGUAAUGGCUUCCUAAAUUUUAAUUGAAGACCAUUAUGAAUAGUUACAAUUAAAUAUAAACAAAUAUUAAUCAUAAUGUAAUGAAUUGCAGACGGUCAAGUGCAUGAAGUGUUUUAGGUAUUAUCCGGCAUUCGUCUUUAACACAAAAAUUCUAUGCCGCGUCCAGUGAGUUGUUACAAAGAAUUCUCCAAAAAACAUAUUCGUUUGUGUUAAAUGGAAACAUGUCUUGAAUUGCUGAAAGAAACGUGAUUUCAUAAUAAGCACUGGUAUGUUUCAACAACUAUUCCCGAGGAUUGACAAUAGUAAUGACGACUCACGCUAAGCUGAACAAAAUACUAGCUAGGUAAUUAGAACAUUCUUCGUCUGUAUUAUGGAUAACGGUAGCAGAAUGAACGCAAAUAGGAAGAAAGUGAUGAGUAAAGAGGAAGAGGAAGAAGACUCUGAGGAAACAUGGGACAGUGAUGAUGAUGACGAGACCAUUGCUAGAAUUCAGCGGCAGCAUUUCGCGCAAGCAGCAGCUAUGGGUUCUCGAAGACGACCCGCCGCAAGACCUCGUCCUAUGAGCAACAAACGAAAAAUGGAAGCAGUAAAAACCUUUCAUGAUUUCACAAAAAAAUUAAAGCAAGACACUGGUAUUACAAUCCGUAGUUUAGUUGGUAACAAUAUACUAGAGUUAAGUGACUUAGACAGUGAAAGUAGUAUGUCUGAUAGUGAUGGACUAUCUGAGGAGGAGUUUGUUGUCAACCCUAGUGCUGUGUCAGAGUUAAAUGAAGAGGAUGGCAGUUAUAUUGACCCCGAGACUGGUGACAUAGUAGAGUCUAAGAAACAGUUAGAGACUAAAAAUAAAGAACCCGAAGAGAGGUCAGAGCCUUUGGAAAUUAAAGAAGAAAGUAAUCAACAGAAUGAAGAGCCAAAAACGCUGUCUAUUAGUGAUAUUAUUAAUGAGGGUGAUUUAGAUUUGAGUAAUAAGAAUGUGGAGAUCUCAGAAGUGGAAGGCAGUGAGUUGUGCCCUAAAGCCGAGGAAUUAUUAGAUAUAAAGCAGGAGGAAGGUAGUCAAGAUUUUGAUAUAACAGAAAAAUUAAAAGAGAUGGGCGAAAUAAGUGUGAAACCAAUUAAAAAGGAAGGAGAGGAAGGGGAGGAACCUCCUGCAGGAGAAAAUGUUGAUCCAGAGGAUGAGAAGAAGGGCAACUCAAGUGCAUUGAAUGUGCGUCGUAACAUUCGAGAAGUAAUGGAUGAGAAGAAUUUGGAUGCAUCCACAUUAGCAGCACAACGGCAAGAAUCCGAGCGUUUGGCUCGAGUUCAGGAGCAACAGAGGAUUAUCAGAGAGGUUCAAAGGCAAAUAGCACUGAAUCGUCAGAACAAAAUUCAUCAGAAGACACUAUCUUUGCUGCAAGGUGGAUCCUCCCUGUUAAAGAAAGGCCAGGCUGGACACAAACUGAACUUACCAAACACAGUACUAGUGAAGUUACCAUCUGGUGAGGUGAAAAAAACUACAAUGAAACAUGGGCAAUUGGAAGUCACUAAAGUCCCCAAACCAACCACUUCUGGCGCUGGUAGCAAAAGAGAGGUUGUGGAAAUAGUUGAUAGUAGCAGUGGUGAGGAAUCUUCCUCAUCUUCAUCAGACUCUGACGACUGUAUCAUGUUAUCGGACUCUGAAGUUCCACCUAGCCCUGAAGCCGAAGAAGACCCACAUAACUCAGGUUUACAUGUGAAUGACACCUACAACAUACCUGAUGAACAAGGUCGCGUCUUGAUCAAUAUUGGUCACCCAGAGAAUGAAGAAGAUAUAUUCUUAGCACCCCAAAUUGCAAGAGUUAUCAAACCUCAUCAGAUUGGCGGCGUGAGAUUUCUCUUUGACAAUAUAAUUGAAUCUGUGGAGAGAUUCUCGACGUCCACCGGUUUCGGAUGCAUUCUGGCGCAUUCCAUGGGCCUCGGAAAGACUCUGCAGAUCGUAUGCUUCUGUGAUAUUUUCCUCAGGCACACGACGUCCAAAACUGUGCUGUGUAUAAUGCCAAUCAAUACAUUGCAAAAUUGGGUGGCCGAAUUUAACAUGUGGCUGCCAUUAGACGCGACCAACAGUCCCCUAUCGGCGCACGGCGAGGUGCGGCCGAGGAACUUCCCAAUUUACGUGCUCAACGACAGCCAUAAAACACUGCAGAUGCGCGCUAAAGUUGUUAAGGACUGGACUACCACUGGCGGCGUGCUCAUGAUAGGUUACGAACUAUACAGACUGUUGAGUAUGAAAAAAGACAAGAAACCUCGUAAGAAAAAGAAAGCAGACGCCAAGCUUGAGGCGGAGAAAGAGAAGGAGAAGGACAAACUGGAGGGAGCCAAUGAGGACACUCAAAUUUCAGAUGAGUCCAAAUUGGACAAAGAGGAUGGUGAUACUCAAGGGAAACUGGACGCUGAAAUAAGAGAGGAGGUAACCAAGAAGGACGAGAAUGCUCCUACGGAUGAGGACAAGAAAUUGUUGGACGAAAUGUAUGAGGCGCUGGUUCGCCCUGGCCCCGACUUGGUCAUAUGUGACGAAGGCCAUAGAAUCAAAAAUUCCCACUCAAAUAUUUCAUAUGCUCUGAAACAAAUGAGAACAAAACGAAGAGUGGUGCUCACUGGUUAUCCAUUACAAAACAACUUGUUGGAAUACUGGUGUAUGGUCGAUUUUGUUCGCCCAAAUUACCUCGGCAGCAAAACGGAAUUCUGCAAUAUGUUCGAGAGGCCCAUUCAGAACGGCCAGUGUAUAGACUCCACGCCUCAGGAUAUCAGGCUCAUGCGAUAUAGAGCCCAUGUGCUGCAUUCGUUGCUUGUUGGUUUUGUUCAAAGACGAUCUCACGCCGUUCUCCAAUCGACAUUGCCUCAGAAAGAGGAGUACGUGCUUCUAGUCCGCAUGACGCCGCUCCAACGCAAACUGUACGAUAGAUUCAUGAAUGAAGUCGUCCGUUCCACAUCUGUGCCAAACCCGUUGAAAGCAUUCGCUAUUUGUUGUAAGAUAUGGAAUCAUCCAGACGUUUUAUACCAUUUCCUAAGGAAACGAAGUGAAGCCAACGCGGCCAUUGAAGAAGAUUUAGACUUGGAAGAGCUGGGCGGAGUAACAAAAGCUGGUCGCGCUAGAAAUAGCAAAGCGCAGCCGAGACGAGCCGCUAAACCUAGGGGCGCACCUAAAAAACCUGCGGCAACAAUCCCCCCAAACACCACCACGGGUUCCAUACCACAAAAGCCUGAUCCUAACGCGUACGGGAACCCUCCGUUCACGCCCAACGGACCGUACGGACCCAACCAGUACCGGCCUGAACCACACGGCCCCUAUCCGCCCUACCCGGCCAAUUAUCAACACCCUAACACGGGGUACUAUCCGCCUAAUCCACAGUACAAUCAGAAUUACGACAGCAAUUACUACCAACAACAACCGCCAUACACCAAUAACUAUCCUAAUCAGUACCCACCAAAUAAUCCAGAUUGUGGCCAACAGUACAAUCAAAAUUAUUGGGGGAACGGUAACUACUACGGCAAUUCGGGAGGAUAUUACAAUAAUCCUCAAUAUCCAAAUAACCAGCCCCCUCACGGUGAUUAUUCCAACCAACAAUAUCCACCUAAUUACAACGCACCGCCAAACACACCACCGUAUCAAGGAAACGCUAUUCAACCGUAUCAAAAUAAUCAAGAUGGCUACGGUAACCAACAACGCCCGCCGUACCCUGGUUAUAAUCAACCAGGCUACCCAGAAUACAAUUCGAAUGCUGUCCCACCACCGUAUCCAAGUAACUCGUCAUCACAAGAGUAUCCAAAUCAAUCUUAUCCACCCCCGCCUUACACUGGAGAUCCCGCCUAUGCGCCUAGUACCCAACCUCCGUACAAUCAAUAUGGUUCCCAAUCUCAAAAUUACCCUGGAUAUCCAAAUAAUCCACAAAACAUGCCACCGAAUCAAACAGAAAAUACCUUACCUAACCCAGCUGUCAAAGAUGAAUCAAACACAACACGUAAUUUCCCUGUAAAUGAAAUGAAAUCUGAAACAAAUGUUCCUCCAUCUGGCUAUAACGAUCCUUCGUACGGUUAUCCUCCAAAUACUAACUAUCAACAAGGAAAUGGUACUAGUAAUUAUCAAAACCAGUAUCCCAAUUUCCCACCUCAUUUAGAGACUAAACCGCCAUUGGGUAGCGCCAGUUCCGGUAGUCCAGUUACUUCAUGGCCAAUAACAGAACUAAAGACUGAAGUUGAUAGGCUCAAAGCCGAAGAAAAAGUAGAAAUGAAGUCUGAAUCAGAUGGUGAGGUCAAAAUAGAAGAUUUAGAUACUAAGAAAAUUGUCAAAGACGAUACAAAAAAACACAUAACGGAAACGAUUCCUAUUAAACCAACUACGGAAGUUUCUAAACCAGAUAUUAAUACUAAGAAACCUGAGAAAGAGUCAAAGUCCGAAAAGACAGACGCGUCAGAAUCGGAAGAUGAAGAAAAAGUGCCAAAGAAAGGCAGACCAAGACGAAAAGGCAAAGAAAGUAAAAAGGCCGAAAAGCCUAAAGCUAAGGGUAAACCUAAAGCUAAAGGUAGAAAGGACAGAAAUAAAUCAAAAGAUAAAAAUGAUGACUCUCAAUCUGAUGAAAGUGAAAAAGAUGAGAAGCCUAACAGAGAGGAAGAAUUAGCUCUUGUCAAGAAAGCUGAGGAAAUGACCUAUGAUUGGGCAGCUGAAUUGCUGAAAGAUUACGUGCCAGGGAUUAUAGAGAAUUCUGCCAAGAUGGAAUUAUUCUUUUACUUACUCAAUGAAAGUAUAAAACUUGGCGAUAGAAUUUUGCUGUUCAGUCAGAGUUUAUUCACAUUGAAUCUCAUUGAAGACUUUUUAGAAAGAAAUUACAUUCCUGGAACAAAUUGUCUAUGGGAAAGGAAUACAAAUUAUUAUCGUCUCGACGGUUCUACCCACGCUCUAGAGCGCGAAAAGCUUAUAAACGAGUUCAAUGCGAAUCCGAACAUCUAUUUGUUCCUGGUCUCCACUCGGGCGGGGUCACUAGGGAUCAAUUUGGUGGGAGCCAAUCGCGUCAUCGUAUUCGACGCCAGUUGGAACCCCUGCCAUGAUACACAGGCUGUUUGUCGUGUGUACAGAUACGGUCAAAAGAAACCGUGUUUCGUGUACCGCUUCGUGAUGGACUGGUGCCUGGAGAAGAAGAUCUACGAUCGUCAAAUUAACAAGCAAGGCAUGGCCGACCGCGUGGUGGACGAGUGCAAUCCUGACGCUGUGCUUUCUAUGAAGGAAAUCACCAAUCUCUGCUUCGAUAAUGACGAAAAGGAGUCCGAACCGAAAGAUCUCUCUGAGCAUAAAGACAAGUACAUUGAUAUGCUGAUGCAAGGAAUCAUAACACACCAUUGGAGGUUGCUAAGCAAGGAGCCGUUCCAACACGAAUCGUUGCUAGUUGAUAGGAAAGAGAAAAAAUUGUCAAGUGCCGAAAAGAGACUGGCGCAAAGAGGGUACGAAUUGGAGAAGAAAGCGGCUCUAGCACCAAAACCGACGACCGCUUAUCGUACUGUCCGAACUGCCGACGGAGCUUUGGUUCAACGACCCGUGGCGUCAGUCCGCCCCAUGCAGCACGCCGCGCGGUGGAUCCCCGCCGACGUGUGGCGGAGACAGGGAAUGACGGCGCAGGAAAUGACGUUGCCAUUAGAUGUCGUGAUACCAACUAAUUCGGCGGAGAAAACCAAUAUUGUUCUUAAGGCGGGCCAAAGAGUGAUGGUGCUGAAAUCUCCAAAAGGCAUCUACAUGCAGCUUGAAUCUGGCAAGAUUAUUGCUAUCAAAACCUCUUUCAAGGGAUUAGGAGGUCAGAAGAGUGAUACCAAGGACAGUCCAAUAGGAAAGAAGGUUAUGGGUAGUAGACAAGUAUCGAACAUCCCAGGAGCAUUGAAGAACAAUUCAGCAAUAACAAUAAUGUCUAGGGCGCCCAGAGGUGGUUAUCAGAGAGUAAUGGCGAGGCCCAAUAUCAUGGGUCAAAAAAUGGGUCGGCCAAUGAUACCCAGCCAGAAAAUAGCUGAACUAAGAUCUCGCUUAGGAGACCUUAAAUCCUAUACAGGCAUGCGGCCUAGGUCUCCUGUGCCUCAUCCUAGAUUAUUGAAGACCAACUUGCCAGGCUCAGUCAGUAUUACAAAGAUACCUAAAGACACGAAGAGAUCAGAUAAUGAUAAUAGUGACAGCAACCCAGCGAGUAAAAUGGACCUCGAUUCUGAAGACGACACGCAAGUGUUGGACAGUGAUGAUGAAGAAACCCCUAAAGUUAAUAAGAAUCCAUCUACUAGUAAUAAUGCAAAUCAAGAUAAUAAGAGAAUUGAUGGUACAGAUGAUUCAAAAUCAGCUGAUGGGUUUGAUAAACAACAAACAAAACCACACAGCGAGAAAUCGGAACGAUCAGAACCAUUAGUGUUGACAACCGACGAAAAACUCCCAACCGAAGACAAUUUUGAAGAUAGAUCUGGGGAGACAUUAGAUCUGUCGAAAACCUCAAAACAGACAAGAAGGCCAAUGAGUCGCGAUAUAGAACAAGAGCGGACGACGGUGGAAAAUCUCUCUAUGGAUGCAAUAUUAUCUGAAGAACGAUUGGGGAACAAAACCAAUUUGUUAAAAAAUUACAGACACCAACGUCUAGGCAGUCGGCCACAGAACGAAUCGAGCCUGAGUCAGCUGGAAAGAACGGCUAGUGUAAUGAGUAAGGAGGGAAUGCCGGACUUCCGCAAGAAUUUAGACGAUAUUACGCAGUCAUAUUCGCCUAGUAAUGAGGAGAAGCCAGCGGCGAAAUCUAAAAAGAAGAAGUCUCCGAACAAAGCAGAAAUGCCUGAGCAGAAUGAGAGAUUACCGCAGUCAAAUGUCGGGAUGUCCCAUAGUGUAUCUAGUUUAUUGGGGAAUCAAAAGCCGAGGAAAGGAGAGCAGAAUACAGCGCCAGUGGUACCAGUGGAGGGGUCUAUUCCUCAACCCAGGAUGCCGAAUAGGCCGACGAUGUCGCACGAACCUCAUAUAAGUGCGAUGCAUCAUUCUGGAGGUUCCAUAGUUCCUAAUAAUCCCGCAGGCGGGCCUCCCGCGUUGGACGCUAAAGCAGGCCCUUUGCCGGGCAAUCCCGUGCCUGGUCAGGCGUACCCCGGGGCUAAUCCCCCUCCAGAAGGCUAUGCUCAAUAUCCAGGAUACGGAAUGGGUUACGGAGCAUAUCCCAACCCCGCGUACUAUGGCGGGUACGGCGGCGCCGGGUACUACCCUCCGUACGGGGCUCCCCCGGCCGCUGCCUACCCCGCCGCGCCCGCCGCGCCGCCGCCCCACGCGCAGGAUUAUCUUCCGCCUAACCCUCAGUGGUAGACAGAGUGAAAAUUGUAUAAUAAUACUCCAAAACCGUGUGGUAAAGUUAAAUACGUCGCGAGUCAAGUUUCCUUAACGUGAUUGUAGCGUUUAUUUCCUAUUUUUUGUAACUCUUGUUUACUUCCAUUUAAGAAAACGAACGGCGUAUUCUUUUCGUGUUUGUUGCGGCGUUGACAGACUUUUGUCUGUAUUCAAAAUGGAGGACGACAUUUUAAGCCCGUAAUUUUUUGGGUGUGACGAAUGAGCGUGGCGUACGGAACAAAUCUCAAUGUGAACAUUUUUCAAUGGAAUAUGUUACUCAUAUUAGUACUUACGUAAUAAAACAUUGAUUAGAAUGAUAUUAGGGUAUACGCAGUUUUCAAGUGAACAAACGAAUGUAUUGAUGUGAAUAAAGAUUUAAUUUGUGAACUGAUAUUAAACUUAAAAAGUGAGUGUUAGAUCUUUAAAGUACAUUUGAAUAUGUAAGCCUGGGCGCAUACUGCGGCUUGUUCAAUCUGUGAGAAAGUAUUCUUAUGUACUUUGAUUUUAUUGUCAUUGCGACAGUUUUAUUUUAAAGUAUGGAGCGCAAACAUACGUAGUAUGCGCCAGGCCUAAGUGUGAUGUUUAAUAAUGUCUCUCCAUUAUUUUGGCUAUGGUCGUUGAUGGAUGUGAUAUGUUACUGAAUUAGAUUUAAGCGUCGAAUAUAGCGUGUAUGGAGUAUUUAUCAAACUAAAUAUAGCUUAGAUAGGCGCCCAUAGAUAUCUUAGAAAUUAGUCGUCAUUUAAUCAUUCAUGCCUGUGACAUGAGAGGUGAUCAUAAUGUAAUUUAUUUGCAUAUCUUUCUAAUUCUUUUUACAUUGAUUUACAAUGAUCUGAAAUUAUUAAAUUGUAUUUUACCCGUGUUUCUAUUUUUUCUUUGGUGUGUUUUCGAAAGUGAUUUAUUCUUUAGUUUAGGAUAUUUUCUUACAAUUAACUUAUUAGGCUCAAAUAUUAUUGUUGUAAUCUAUGACUCCCAUAAAAAAAAAAACAUGGGUUAUACAUCAUAAUUUGACAAUUGUACAUUUUAAGUAUCAUUAUUAUUUUAUGAAGAUCUAGUAGUAUUUUUAUUUACGUAAAUCGAUCCGCUUUGCGGUUGAGCGUAUGCAUUUGCUUGUCCAAAUGAACGAGAUUUUAUUCUGGUCAUUUGUUAUUUGAGUAGACAAAUUACAUGUUGCUUGUAGUCGGACAAAGUCGGAAACUAUUUUGGCAACUGUUUUGUGUAGUUCAAAGCAUUGUGAUUGAAUGAACUUAAACAAUAACAGAGAAUGCAACAUUUGACUUUAUGUUUGUUGUUAUCUCUGAACAAUCUUCCAACAGUAUUAUUAUUUCGCUUUUGUAUACGGUUUCUAAAUCUAAGGAACAAUUAAAGAAAUUAGCUAAGUACGCUAAGUAUAAGUAAAUUGGAAUGAUUCAUUUGCAUAUUAUAUAGCGUUGCCUAUAAAAGUCACUUGUUAACUAAUGUUCCACUUUCAAUUCCAAGAAUAAGAAUAAUUCCUAUAAAUAAUCUUUAAAAUCAGUUGUUAAAAUAAUAUUCCAGUUUAAAUUCAUAAAAUAAAUGUAACGACAGGAUUACAAAUAACAUACAAAUCUAAAAUGCUUGGGUUGCACAAAUUCUACGUUCUACUCUAUGUAGUUAAAGCAUUUUUAGAAUUGAAAUGCGCGCAUUAUGCUUUAUAUGUUUACGCACGCAUUCCAAUUCAAUAAAUGCUUAAAUAGUCAAUAAAUGGCAACGCUAUUUCAUUUCGCGAUUAACUGGCACACCAGAUAAAAAGUAGAAAGUCUUUUUCUAUCCGACGUUCUUCCAAGUAUGAUCUGUGUAUGUUGUCCUGUGUACAAAUAGUGUUCGGCGUAAAUGUUCGAAGUGAUACAUAUAACUGCAUUUUAAACUGAAAUAGUACUGUGCCGGCGAUAUCCAAUAAAUAAU